AUGAGUUCUAUUCAUGAUCAAGAAAAGAGCCCCGAGCUCAUCAAAGAUCCAGAAGUUGUUAGUUCUGAAAAUUCAAUUGCUAAGUAUGACGAUGUCAGUGAUAUUGAUAUUGAAACUCAAGUGCAACAAUUAGCUGAUGAAUUAGGAGUUGACGAAAAGAAAUUAAUGUGGAAAAUCGACCUUUGCGUUGUGCCCCCUUUUUGUUUAUUAUAUUUCCUUUCAUUUUUGGAUAGAGUUAACAUCUCCAAUGCUAAUAUUUAUGGAUUAUCAACAGAUUUAGGAUUAGUUGGAAAUCAAUACAAUACCGCCUUGGUUGUGUUUUUUGUUCCUUAUAUCACUUUUGAAGUUUUGGCCAAUUAUUGUAUCAAACAUAUUAAACCUCAUAUAUGGCUCUCUUGUCUUGUCCUUUCAUUUGGGGCUAUUUCAAUUGGUUUAGGAUUUGUUCAAAAUUUUGGUGGAUUAGUAGCUUGUCGAUUUUUAAUUGGUAUCACCGAAGCUUCUACUUUCCCUUCCAUUUUCUAUUUAUUGUCCACUUAUUACUCCAAAGCUGAAUCCCAAAGAAGAUUCUCCAUUUUCUUCAGUACAACAGCUCUUAGUGGUGCUGCAUCAGGAUCUAUUGCUUAUAAAAUCCAUGAUUUGAAUAUGGUUCAUGGACUUGAAAGUUGGAGAUGGAUUUUCAUAAUUGAAGGUGCCAUUACUUGUGGAUGUGCAAUCUUACUUUUCUUUUUAAUUGCUGAUUUCCCGGAAGAAGCCAAAUUUUUGAAAAAAAAUGAAGCUCAAUUCUUGAAAUCAAAAUUGGAAAUCUUAUCUGGUGUUCCUUCUGGGUUUGAAAUCAAAGUUUCUUGGAAAGAUGUUGCUAAAUGUUUGAAGGAUUUGUUGAUUUGGGUUCCAAGUUUUAUCUAUUUUGGUCUUAUCAUUCCUCUGUACGGUUAUGCUUACUUUGCUGCCACCAUCAUCAACAAGAUGGGCUAUUCACCAGUCACUUCACAAAGACUUUCUGUUUUCCCAUGGGUUUGUGCAUUUGUUAUUACAAAUAUUGCAGCAUUUUUAUCAGACAGAUUCAAAAGAAGAAUGCCAUUUGUCAUUGGUUUAUGUUGUGUAGCAAUUACUGGCUUGCUGAUGAUUUUGGGUGCUGAGAAUGUCACAGUUCGUUAUAUUGGUUGUUUCUUUACUGCGUCUGGUCUUUACAGUGCCAUGCCAAUUGUUGUUUGUUGGGCAUCUUUGAACUGGUCUUCUCAUUCAAGAAAGAUGGUUGGUACAGCAUGGCAAAUCGGUAUUGGUAACAUGGGUGGAUUGAUCAGUAGUUUUAUUUUCCUCAACAAAGAUGCUCCAAGAUACAUCACUGGUUUAUCUGUUUCUAUUUCAUCAGUUGUUUUUGCAAUUAUAUCUGCAUUCGUAUAUUUCUUUGUUUGUUACAGAAUGAACAGAAUAAAGAAAACCGAAGCCUACAUACAAGAAUUUGAAUCCAUGUCAGAACGUGAUCAAAUUAAUGCUGGUGAUAGAAAUCCAAAAUUUGUUUACUUGUAUUAA
This is a messenger RNA of Candida tropicalis MYA-3404, 1530 nucleotides long. RefSeq names its product Tna1p (gene TNA1). The transcript has a single exon. Gene Ontology annotation, biological process: transmembrane transport. Gene Ontology annotation, molecular function: transmembrane transporter activity. NCBI's taxonomy places the organism in Eukaryota, Fungi, Ascomycota, Pichiomycetes, Serinales, Debaryomycetaceae. The record is from RefSeq and is a predicted model, not a curated record. Bases 1 to 1530 code for a protein of 509 amino acids. Gene Ontology annotation, cellular component: plasma membrane.